This is a messenger RNA of Striga hermonthica, 825 nucleotides long. Lineage: Eukaryota; Viridiplantae; Streptophyta; Magnoliopsida; Lamiales; Orobanchaceae. The record is from the annotation of a GenBank genome assembly.
AUGGAGGGCGUUUCCUACCAGAGGUUCCCGAAGAUCAGAAUCCGUACAGUAAGGGACGACUUCAUGAAGUUCGAGCUGCGCGACACUGACGCCAGUAUCGCCAAUGCACUCCGCCGCGUCAUGAUCUCCGAGGUCCCCACAAUCGCCAUCGAUUUGGUUGAGAUCGAGGUGAACUCCUCGGUCCUCAACGACGAGUUCAUCGCCCACCGCCUGGGGCUGAUUCCCCUCACCAGCGAGCGCGCAAUGGCCAUGCGCUUCUCGCGCGACUGUGACGCCUGCGACGGAGACGGCCAGUGCGAGUACUGCUCCGUCGAGUUCCAUCUGCGCGCCAAGUGCAUCAACGACCAGACGCUCGAUGUUACCUCCAAGGACCUUUACAGUUCCGACCACACUGUUGUUCCAGUUGAUUUCUCCGACUCGUCCGGGGUUGAUAACGCAGAGAAUAGGGGUAUCAUCAUUGUGAAGCUACGCCGUGGUCAGGAGCUGAACUUACGAGCCAUAGCUCGGAAAGGAAUUGGCAAAGAUCAUGCAAAAUGGUCGCCUGCUGCGACUGUUUAUGUUCAUGAUGCCGAGGCAUAUACAUAUGACGAUGAGGUGCUGAAGAAAGCUGAUGCCAUGGGAAAACCGGGUCUGGUUGAAAUCCAUGCCAAGGAAGAUAGCUUCAUUUUCACAGUCGAGACAACUGGUGCGAUCAAGGCAUCUCAAUUGUUGAUCAAUGCCAUAGAGGUCUUGAAGCAGAAAUUGGAUGCAGUUCGUUUGUCGGCCGACACUGUUGAAGCUGAUGAGCAGUUUGGGGAGUUGGGGGCUCAUAUGCGUGGCGGGUGA